ACCCCAGACGCCGGACCCAGAACCCAGACCCCAGACCCCAGACUCCAGACCCCAGACCCCAGAACCCGGACCCAGACCCCAGAGCCCGGACCCCGGAACAGACCGCAGACCCCAGAUACCAGACCCAGACCCAGGCCCCGGACCCCAGACGCCAGACCCCGGACUGCAGACUGCGGACCCAGACGCAGACCCCGGACCCCGGAACCAGAUCCCGGACAACAGACCCCGGACCCGGACCCCGGACCACGGACCAUGGACCCUGGACCCAGACCCAGACCACGGACCCAGACCCUGGACUCUGGACCCAAACCCCAGACCCGGAAAACAGACCCCGGACCCUGCACCCAGACCCCGGACCCGGACCCCAGACCCAAACUCACACCACGGACCUCAGACUCCAGACCUCAGACGCCGGACCCCGGACCCAAACACCAGACCCAGACCACAGACCCCGGACCCAGACCCUGGACCAGAGUCUAGACCCUAGACCCCAGACCCCAGACGUUGGACCUAGGCCCGGAUCCCGGACCCAGACCCCAGACCCCAGAUCCCAGACCCCGGACCCAGACCCCAGAGCCCGGACCCCGGAACAGAUCUCAGACCCCAGAUACCAGACCCAGACCCCAGGCCCCGGACCCCAGACGCCAGACCCCGGACUGCAGACUGCGGACCCCGGACUGCAGACCCGGACCCCGGAACCAGAUCCCGGACAACAGACCCCGGACCCGGACCCCGGACCACGGACCAUGGAACCUGGACCCAGACCCAGACCACGGACCCAGACCCUGGACUCUGGACCCAAACCCCGGACCCGGACAACAGACCCCGGACCCCGGACCCAGAUCCACACCCCAGACACCAGACCCCAGACCCCAGACCCCGGACAACAGACCCCAGACCACGGACCCCAGACCCUGGUCCCGGACCCAGACCCCAGACCCAAACUCACACCACGGACCCCAGACUCCAGACCCCAGACGCCGGACCCCGGACCCAGAACCAAAACCCUUGACCCCAGACCGCAGACCCCCGACCCCGGACCCAG
This is a messenger RNA of Chiloscyllium plagiosum (whitespotted bambooshark), 1045 nucleotides long. The record is from RefSeq and is a predicted model, not a curated record. Lineage: Eukaryota; Metazoa; Chordata; Chondrichthyes; Orectolobiformes; Hemiscylliidae.